AAUAUUGAAACUCUAAACUUUAACCUUUAGCAAAAUCCAAGUGGGACGUGGAGUGAGAAAUUUAAAGCUAGCAUGCAGUCUCUGUAAGGAAUAUCAGAAUGCUUUGAUGCUGCAGAAUAUGAAUGGCAAUAUGGAAGAAGUCAGCUCAGUGGAAAUCAGAGCUCUCAAAGGUCUCCAUUGGCAGCAUGAGAAAGAAGCUAAGAUUGAAGAAGCUCUGAACUCUGACCCUGUCGAUAUUUCCACCCUCCGCUCUCUAGCCAUCUCCCUGGGGGGUCUUGUUCACUCUCGGCUCAGGAAGAGGGCGUGGCCUAAACUAGCGGGUGUGAGUGUAUUUCACAUCCCCCCAUAUAAGGGACCUCCUCUCUCCGACCUCAAAGACAGGGCUCAGGUGCUGCUCGAUGUCAACAGGUGUGGAAAGAGAAUCCCAAAACAUUAUUCUGAGGGACGUCAAAAGCUGGUACGGGAUCAGCUGACUCGAGUGAUUCUGCGUCUCCUGGCAGAGAACUCUAACCUUCAUUAUUACCAGGGCCUACACGAUGUUGUCCUGACAAUACUACUAGUGACAGGGGAGGACGUUAGCUACGCCAUCAUGAAAGUGAUUGUCAACCAUCACAUCAGGGACUACUUGGAUGCUGACAUGAACCGUACAAAGGUUGUGAUUGGACACUUGCAGUCUCUAUUGGUAUUGGAGGACCCUUAUCUAGAGCAGUUCAUCACAAGAUCUGAGUGUGCCUACUACUUCAGUCUCAGCUGGCUCAUCACGUGGUACGGUCAUGUGGUAUCCAAUCAAGAGGAGUCAUGGCGACUCAUGGACCUCCUCCUAGCAUCACAUCCCUUCAUGUCCGUGUAUCUAGCAGCAGCAAAUGUCCUGUCCCAGCGCUCGAAGAUCCUCUCUCUAGACUGUGAAAUGAGUGCUGUACACGGGCUCCUCUCUAAACUGCCCCAGGACAUAGACUACGAGCGUCUCAUUGCCACAGCAACCAAACUGUUUGUGAAACAUCCACCCAAGAGUCUUGCCAGACAGAGUGGCAUGAGACUGAGCAAGAGUUCGAUGCUAUCCACCCACUCCACAUUCCUACACACGACGGCACACCAACGACCAGACCACAUCCUCAAGACCCUACCAGCCCCGCCCACUCCGUGGGUGUGGUUAACUUCACCUGUAAAAUAUUUGCUCUCUGUAACUGCUCCAGUUUUAGUAGCUGUGUUAGUGUAUGUGUUGUACGAAUACUUCACCAACAGAACACACAGUAGCCAUUUAGAUGUGAUAGCCAUCAACAGAUGAUUUUUUUUGUCACUAAUUGUCUAUUACUUAAUUUAUUGUGUGCAACAAA
This is a messenger RNA of Halichondria panicea, 1334 nucleotides long. Its product is annotated as TBC1 domain family member 20-like. Gene Ontology annotation, biological process: positive regulation of GTPase activity; endoplasmic reticulum to Golgi vesicle-mediated transport. Gene Ontology annotation, molecular function: GTPase activator activity. The coding region runs from base 107 to 1285 and encodes 392 amino acids. NCBI's taxonomy places the organism in Eukaryota, Metazoa, Porifera, Demospongiae, Suberitida, Halichondriidae. The transcript has 6 exons. The record is from RefSeq and is a predicted model, not a curated record. Gene Ontology annotation, cellular component: endoplasmic reticulum membrane.